Molecule: messenger RNA, 2083 nt
Organism: Elgaria multicarinata webbii
Lineage: Eukaryota; Metazoa; Chordata; Lepidosauria; Squamata; Anguidae
Gene: ENO1
Product: enolase 1
Exons: 12
Coding region: 164-1468 (434 amino acids)
Biological process (GO): glycolytic process
Cellular component (GO): phosphopyruvate hydratase complex
Molecular function (GO): magnesium ion binding; phosphopyruvate hydratase activity
Source: RefSeq, a predicted model, not a curated record
UUGCCCGGGAGCGCGAGCAGAGAGAGGUUGCUGCAACUCAAUUGCUUCUCUUAGACCUCUCUAUCUAUAUUUUUUUUAAAAAAAAAUUUUUAAAAUACCAGUUAUUAUUAUUAUUAUUACUGCAGGUGCUGUGAGUCCUCCAGCUUAACCACAGACAAACAAAAUGUCCAUUCUCAAGGUCCUAGCUCGCGAAAUCUUGGACUCCCGUGGGAACCCCACUGUCGAGGUAGACCUGUAUACCUCCAAAGGUCUCUUCAGAGCCGCCGUUCCAAGCGGGGCUUCUACUGGGAUCUAUGAAGCUCUGGAACUUCGCGACAAUGACAAAACUCGCUUCCUGGGGAAAGGUGUAUCAAAAGCUGUUGAGCACGUCAAUAAAACAAUUGCACCUGCACUGGUUAACAAGAACGUAAGUGUUGUGGAGCAAGAAAAGAUUGACAAGCUGAUGUUGGAGAUGGAUGGAUCAGAGAACAAAUCCAAGUUUGGUGCGAAUGCAAUCCUAGGCGUCUCCCUAGCUGUUUGCAAGGCUGGUGCUGCUGAAAAGGGCGUCCCCCUGUACCGCCACAUCGCUGACCUGGCUGGGAAUCAGGAUGUCAUUCUUCCGGUCCCUGCUUUCAAUGUCAUCAACGGCGGGUCCCACGCCGGCAACAAGCUGGCCAUGCAAGAGUUCAUGAUCCUACCCGUCGGCGCUGAGAACUUCAAGGAAGCCCUGCGCAUCGGGGCCGAGGUGUACCACAACCUGAAGAACGUCAUCAAGGAGAAGUACGGGAAGGACGCCACCAACGUGGGCGACGAGGGCGGCUUCGCGCCCAACAUCUUGGAGAACAAAGAAGCUCUGGAGCUGCUCAAGACCGCCAUCAGCAAGGCUGGCUACACCGACAAGAUUGUUAUUGGGAUGGAUGUGGCAGCUUCCGAAUUCUAUCGUGACGGGAAAUACGACCUGGACUUCAAGUCCCCGGAUGACCCUAGCAGGUACAUCACUCCUGACCAGCUGGCUGACCUCUACAAGGGAUUUGUCAAGAACUACCCACUGAUUUCCAUUGAAGAUCCCUUUGACCAAGACGAUUGGGCUGCUUGGAAGAAGUUCACGGCCAGCGCGGGCAUCCAGGUGGUGGGCGACGACCUGACGGUGACCAACCCCAAGCGCAUUGCGAAAGCCGUGGAAGAGAAGUCCUGCAACUGUCUGCUGCUCAAAGUGAACCAGAUCGGGUCUGUCACGGAGUCCCUCCAGGCCUGCAAGCUCGCCCAGUCCAACGGCUGGGGUGUUAUGGUGAGCCAUCGCUCUGGGGAGACGGAAGACACCUUCAUUGCUGACCUGGUAGUUGGCCUCUGCACUGGACAGAUCAAAACUGGUGCCCCGUGCCGGUCUGAACGUCUAGCCAAAUAUAACCAGCUUCUGAGGAUUGAAGAGGAAUUGGGAAGCAAGGCCCGUUUUGCGGGCAGGAACUUCAGGAAUCCUCGUAUCAACUAAAGUGCUUUGGCUCAGACGAGGCUCGCGCUCCCCCCUCUCCCCGGUUGUGGUUGAAAGCACUAGUCACCUAAUUAGAGAAAUGCAAAAACCCUUAGUACUUGUGUACUAUGAAAAAAAAAACAAGGGCAGCUGAUGGCAGCAGACAUCUUUUGCUUGCAGGUCCCCUCAUCCUAGACUACUACAAUCCACCUAGUGCAUUUCUGCUAUUUCUCUCCUUCUCCCUCUCUCUCUCUCUCAUACAUCCCUGGCUCCGAUCUGUUGCUUUCAAAAAGUGCUUGGCUGCUUUUUGUGAACAGAUGCGCACCGCCCGCCCCCCCCCUUCAUCAACUCUGUGGUCUUCCUCGGAGGGUGUUUCAUUCAUAAUGAAACUUAGAAGGAGAACGAAAGUCCCAGUGUUGCUGGCGUAAAGUUGUAACGCUACCACCAUUAUUAUUAUUAUUUUUGGGGCCUCCUGAGGGCAAUGAGUACACAUUUCUCCUCUUUCUCUCCCGCCCCAUCCCAUUUCCCUACUUAGUGUGUGGAAGCUGUGUAACUUGCGGUGCGGCCUGAGGUACCUGCAAACAGAAAAAAAAACUAGUAGUUCUCAUGUGAGGUAAAUAAAAACAAUGAAACAUC